Molecule: messenger RNA, 1840 nt
Organism: Magallana angulata
Lineage: Eukaryota; Metazoa; Mollusca; Bivalvia; Ostreida; Ostreidae
Product: dehydrogenase/reductase SDR family member 1-like
Exons: 10
Coding region: 133-1122 (329 amino acids)
Source: RefSeq, a predicted model, not a curated record
GAAACGUAUCGAGUAUGUCCUACUUUCGAUUUUAAUGCAUUCGGAUCUCUCUUAUGUUACCCUUAAGUUAUUCGAAAAGACUAGCUAUUCAUUUUAGACAGUGAUUCAAUGAAGGUAUACUUGCAAUAUUAAAUGAUGUCCCUGAAGGGUAAAAUAUGUCUUGUGACUGGGGCCACCAGGGGUAUCGGACAUGGCAUCGCGGUACAGCUCGGGGAGGCAGGGGCCACUGUCUACAUUACAGGUAGAACAUUAACAGCACCAGCUGGAGAUAACAGUGUGGGAGGAUGUUUAACAGAUACAGCAAAGGAGAUUGAGGCACGAGGGGGGAAAUGUAUUCCAGUACAGUGUGACCACAGCAAGGAUGAGGAAGUGGAGAAAUUGUUUGAGAGAGUCAAGUCGGAACAAAACGGACAGCUUGAUGUUCUUGUGAACAACGCUUACUCUGCCGUGACAGCAAUUAUGAAAAACAUUGGAGUACCAUACUGGGAGCAACCCCUCGACAUGUGGGAUACAGUCAAUAAUGUGGGGCUCAGAAACCACUACCUCUGUGCCGUUCAUGCUGCCAAACUAAUGGUGCCUCAAAAGAAAGGACUGAUCAUCAACGUUUCUUCUGUCGGAGGACUGAGAUACCUGUUCAAUGUACCCUAUGGAGUUGGAAAGGAGGCUUGUGACAGAAUGGCAGCUGAUUGUGGUUUGGAAUUGAAGAAGCACAAUGUAGCUUUUGUUAGUUUGUGGCCAGGACCAGUCAAAACAGAGCACAUGCUGAAUGUUACGGAGAACAUUGCAGAAGACAAAAAAUUUGAAACUGCAGCCGGACCUGAAUCACCAAUUAAGGUAGAUGCCAAACUGAUGAAAAGAAUUUUUGAAAAUGCAGAGUCUCCUGAAUUUUCUGGAAAAUGUAUCGUUAAACUUGCAGAAGAUCCAGACAUUAUAAAGAAAUCUGGUCACAUUCUGAUGACAGCUGAAAUUGGAAGAGAAUAUGGAUUGAAAGACAUCGACGGGCGUGUGGUUCAGAGUAUGCGACAGGUGAACCAGUUUCCUGGGGUUCCUGGUAUCCGUUGGUUACCAAACUGGGUGCGGAUCCCAUCAUGGAUGCUUGCUUUAGGUGGCAACAAAUUCUAGUGACUGGAUACCAAAAUCAGUCUCGCACACAAUCAAAUGAAAUUAGUUGUUUGUUGAUCAUCAACAACUGUGCAUAGUUGCAUGUUUGAUCCAUGCCUAUGGUGAAAAACAAAAUGUUUAAAAAGGUUGUCCCUAAAUGUUUGUUUACAAUUUUUGAUGCAUUAUUCUUUUACAUUUGAAGAGUAAAUUUUUUGCAUUGUAGUAUUAGAAAUUAUUAGAUGUAUUUCAAUUUAAUUAAUUAUAGAAUAAUUAAAUCCAAGAUGAUCCUAAACUCUGAAGUUGUAGGAAUUGCAUGUAUUUUAAAGACCUACAUUCCUAUAAUUGUGUACACUGAGAAUGUUGUUCAAAUGAAUUCACUACAUGUAGAUCCCAAUAGUAUCCUCAAUCUAAGCAAAGACUAUGUUGUCAAUUUGUUUUACCAUGCAGUUUGUGUAAAUAUAAAAUGUACAUGUAUUUACAGAAAGCUGUACAAAGAUGUAUGUACAUGAAUUAUAAAUCAUAUGACAUAGUGUUGUACUGUAUUUAAAAACCAUUGAACCUUACUGUGUGCUCAGGUAAGACACUUUCCUCAAAAUCUUUUAUCCAGGUGGUUUGUGUGAAUAUAAAAUGUAAGAACAUGUGUAUGUAUUUAGAGAAUGCAGUUUUAAUAGGCAUGAAUUAUACAUGCAUGUUCUGUAAGUUGUCUAUUUUUAUUCCAUUAAACCUGACUACUAUGCAA